Molecule: messenger RNA, 1158 nt
Organism: Penicillium roqueforti
Lineage: Eukaryota; Fungi; Ascomycota; Eurotiomycetes; Eurotiales; Aspergillaceae
Exons: 2
Coding region: 1-1158 (385 amino acids)
Source: RefSeq, a predicted model, not a curated record
AUGCGGUAUACAUUGGUCUUCACGACUCUUCUUUCUCUCUGCCUCCCCGUCACUAUCGCGACAGACCCCCGUUACUGCCAGAAUAAAACGGUUCUUGAUGGUGCAGAUUUCACCCUCGAAGAAUCCGCAGACAAUGCUCACCUCCCUGUGCUCUCAAAGUACUUUGAGUCCAAGGGUAAAAUUGCCAACAUAUCUACGGUUCUUCAAUCCGCGAAUCGUGCCUUAAGUAAAGGUUCGCCCUCUGUCGGCAAUGGGUCUCCCUCCGAGGCAUGGGCUUGGAACUCAGGUGAUGACGCGACAGCGACUUGGGUUCCGCAGGGAAUCACCGGCUCUGGUGAUGCUUUGAAUACGGGAACGUGGGAUGGCCACGAUGCGUGGGUCGUCAGUUGGUAUCGUUCUGGAGAAAGUGUACGGCUUAGCUUUAUUGAUCGCGCAACGCACAAUUAUCGCCAUGUGAUGCUUGUGAAUCCUACUGCCGACGAUAACUUUACAGCCAUCGCUAUUCAUGCGGGUGGUAUCAUGUGGUACGGCAAUGUGCUGUUUGUUGUCGAUACCCAUAAUGGUAUUCGUGCAUUUGACCUGGACAACAUCUGGGAGGUUGAGAUUGCCGAUGGGGUCGGAAAAACUACAGAUGGAGGGUAUUCUGCGGAUCAAUACCGAUAUGUGCUUCCUCAGAUCCGCAAUUAUCAAUGGACACCCGGCUCCGCUUCUCCCUUCCGCUUCUCUUGGAUUUCGCUUGAUCGCAGCGAUUCACCCGACACCCUCAUGGUGGGUGAGUUUGUGUCAGCUGGAGAAACUUUCGACGAUGCCGCAAAUACGCCCGUCCCUAUCCGCUAUGUGAAAUACGAUCUGGAUUAUGCGACCCGGAAGCUGAAGACUAGUGGGGGCAUCGCUUCCGCAAGCUGGGCGUACUGUGUCGAUAUACCCAACGUACAGGGUGCUGUUUCAUACGACGGCGAGUUUUACAUCUCGCGCAGCACAGGCAAAGCUCCCAAGCAAGGCGAUCUUUUCACUUGGGAAGAGGGGCAGACAGCGACAGAGCACACGGGGUGGUUCAUGGCUGGAAAUGAGGAUUUGAGCUACAACCUUGUUCAUAAGGAGUACUAUACUGUCACCGAGUAUGCUGGAGAUCGGUACAUUCUAGCCUACAAGGUCUAG